ACUGCACGAACAGCUGUCAGUCGAUGUUAUGAAACUGGCAUGCUGUCAUCCGGCGCUGUGCGCUCUGUUUACGUAAAAUUCAGUACGGGAGGGGGAUAAGUUUUUCCACCAACGACGACGGAAAUAUGUUGCAAUUUCCCAUCCUUAGUCGGAUUGUCCCGCUCGUAGGACACACAGCCCGUUCCGUCCACAGCAGUGCCGGGCUACUGUUCCGCAGCACACCGGUUCUGUGUGCCGAGCCCCUUAAAAAGAAGAAAAAGCUCGAUCCGCAGGUGGUAAAACAGCGCGAGGAGCGCAAACGGAAGCGGUUGGAAAAGCAAAUUCGUCGGCUAGAGAAAAAUGCCCGUCAGCUGAAACCGAUCGAAGAGCUGGAAGUGCCGAUGGAGCUGAUCGACGAGCAAGCCAAGCGGAAACGCAACGUACCGAAACCAACGACGGAGCUACUCGAAAGCCGUGCCCUGCUGGAGAAGCAGUGGGCCAAAUACCGGAUGCAGGAAACGCUCGCCGACUAUCAACUGUUCGAUCGGAUUGUGGCAGCACAGACGAAAGCGCUGAACGAGCUGAAGCUGGAAUCGGAAGAUUUGUACCAGCAGGCGGUACAGCCCGAUCCGGCACUGGUACCGUUCCGGGCACAAGGUCCCGUUGCUACCCCACCAAUCAAAGGCUACGAACAACCGGACGGGGAGUAUAUCGACGUUUCCCGGAAGUGGGAAUAGUUCCGCUUGUGAAGCCGAGAAGCUUGAGCAGGCCAUCUGUAAGCACAUUAGCUGCGAGCUUUGUUUUACUUUAAAUUAGUGCGAGUUGUUUUCUCCUUUAAGUAACGAAACGCAUCAGCCGUUUCAUAAUAAACAUGGGAAUGUUCAUCACGAUCCCUUUUGUAAGGCUAG
Messenger RNA from Anopheles stephensi (Asian malaria mosquito), 887 nucleotides. It is a transcript of the gene mRpL40, whose product is annotated as 39S ribosomal protein L40, mitochondrial. The record is from RefSeq and is a predicted model, not a curated record. Bases 126 to 716 code for a protein of 196 amino acids. Lineage: Eukaryota; Metazoa; Arthropoda; Insecta; Diptera; Culicidae. Gene Ontology annotation, cellular component: mitochondrial large ribosomal subunit; mitochondrial ribosome. The transcript has 3 exons.